Molecule: messenger RNA, 2664 nt
Organism: Anneissia japonica
Lineage: Eukaryota; Metazoa; Echinodermata; Crinoidea; Comatulida; Comatulidae
Exons: 12
Coding region: 61-2241 (726 amino acids)
Biological process (GO): regulation of apoptotic process
Molecular function (GO): protein binding
Source: RefSeq, a predicted model, not a curated record
UUACAACUGAAUGAAGGACCACAAAAUACCAAAUCUUUGCCAUUGUCAAUUCGUGAAAAGAUGGUCAAAUUUGUUGGUAGAGGAAUGUAUUACAGAAAAGAAUUGGUAAAAUGGCAUAGGAUCAACGAGGACACAUUUAACAUCUGGGAUUAUGGGGGCCAGGUAAUCUACCAUGGAAUUCAUCGGAUCUUCAUGACAUCAAUGGCAGUUUACAUCGUCGUGUUUAACCUUAACGUCAAUCUGGAUGACAAGGCCAUUGUAAUGGAUUCAUCAGGGCAAAUGCGCAUUCACCACCUGACAAACCUUGAGUUCAUAUUAUAUUGGAUUUUGUCAGCGUACAUUCACAGCCGUGAGUUAAAAGUUGACCUGAAGCUACAGAUUGCAUUACCGGCUAUUGUCCUCGUGGGUACCCACCGAGACUCCCUUGGAUCCACUGAACAGGAAAGGAUAAGCAAGGUAAAGGAAGCGUUCGACAAAAUAGAAAAGGCACUGAUGGGUAAACCAUACGAAAAGCAUGUGUACCCAACAUACUUUGACAUCGAAAAUAAUCGUUCAGAAGUAGAUGGCAAUAUUGCUAAGCUGAAGAAAGUGCUUGAUCAUCUCAUGACAGCAUUGGACAAGCCCAUUCCGUUGAAAUGGAUGCGCUUCCGUAGCGAAAUUCAUAAGUUAAAGGAUACAACAGUAGUCUGUCCUUUAAAAAAGGUGAAAGAAUUGGCUGCCAAGUUUGGAAUAAAUGAGGAAAAUCAACAAAGUGUCCUAUUGAACUUCUUGUAUGACCUUGGCGAAAUCAUAUACAUGCCUGACAACAAGGUUUUACAAGAGUACGUGGUAUUGAAUCCAAUGCAUUUUGUUGAAAUGGUCACAACAGUCAUCACUGUGAAACAACCCAACUUGGAGUCAGCCCUGUAUAAAGACCUCUACAGAAAACUUAACGAGGGUAUAUUAGAGGAGCCGUUGUUCAAGAAGCUUUUGGAAGAUCGUGGUGUUGAUUUGAAGAAGUUUGACUUUUUUGUCGAGUUGAUGAGACGAUUUUGUCUUCUUUGUGAGAGAAAAGCAGCCAAACCAGGAAACCGUUCUUUCUUUGUCCCACUUCGACUGGCACUUGAACCAUCGUCCGAUGACCAUGGGCGGGUCGACAAUUAUGGUGAACGUGCUAUUAGCAUUUACCAUGACUUCUGUGGAUACCUUCCAGACGAGUUGUUUCCACAGCUGGUUACAGAGUUUAUCGACAGGUUUCAAGACGAAGAAGGAAAUGAACAACCAAAGCUGGCACGUGAUCAUGCAGAACUUUACUUCGAUCAACAUCAUCGUGUAAUAAUGUCUGCAAUUACUUUUGGACUAAACCGACUCCUGAGGACAACUAUUCUUAGAAGGGAGCGAGACGACGGAGCACAGGAAGACCUCGAACCAUUACCAGAAGCCUGCAAAACGGUUUUGGAGUUUCUUGAGGAGUCAUUCAAGGUCUCCCAACAAGGUGGCAGGAGGGGGUUUCAAUUCCAACGAUGUAUACCUUGCAGCAUAUGCAGCAAGCACUCACCAAAGAAACACAUACGAUGGUUGGGGAAUUUUGAGAAGGCAUGGCUUCCAUGCAAAGACAAAACAAUGAGUGUCAUACGUUAUAAACGACUAUUUGCAGGUAUUGUAGAUUCAGAUGAACAACUGCCAGAAGAGUCAUAUGCUGAAGGUACUGUAGAUUCAGAUGAACAGCUCCCAGAAGAGUCAUAUGCUGAAGGUUCUGGAUUAGAGGAUUUAGAUUUUAGAGGGAUGCUAAUGCAUGUCUCAAAUGACAUUGGUGAUGACCUCAACAAAUGGAAAGUAGCCCUCAGCGAUCAUAUUAAUCCUCGUACUUUACAGAAGGCGCCUGAUGCGAUUCCGCUCUUCGAAUCGCUGAUUGAGAAGGCAGAUAUUAAGAAUGGUGAUAUAAGGAUCCUACAAGAGACCAUUAAGAUGACAGGUUCACUUCAUUUGAGGAAGCACAUUCAGAAUUUUCCAUCCCUCGACAAUAUCGUGAUUACUCACUUCACACCAUUUAGGCAAUCUGUGAUGGCAUUUGGAAAACAACUUACUGUUGAUGACAAUAGGAAAAUUGUCUCUUUUUACGGGCUUCGUCGUCAGUACAGUGAUGGAUGGUCACUGAUAAUGGACUUGGAACAAAAACUAAUACUUGAUGAUAACUCAUUAGGUGAUUUCAAACAUAAAUUAAAUAAUAAUGGACUGGAAAGACUUAGCAAUUGUCUAUAACACUAGGCUAAAACACAACAAUCAUGCUUAGAAAGUGCAUCAAAACGUACUACAAUAUAUUUUGUUGUGAAUUCAAGAUUCCAUUGGUAAUGAUGGUCUCUGGUGAACAUUGAUUUUUCAUUUAAUAAUGUAUACUUCUAUAUUGUUUGUGACAAAAACAUUAAGAAUAUUUUCUUCUAUUACGGGUUUUCGUCAGUACAUUGAUGGAUAGUCACUGAUAAUGGACUUAAAACAAUAAGAUAAACUGAAGAAAAGGUCAUUAACAAAGAUACUAGAAAUACAAAGUAGAACACUCGCAUAGCAUAAUGAGACGGAAUUUGGUUCAGACGUACGCAGCGCCCUUCUCUUUUUAUAAUGCAAGUUUUCUAUACUUGGCCAGACGUAUAGGGCACCCUUUCGUUGCUAGGUACAGAGCCAUAUAUG